Rubroshorea leprosula is the source of this 1729-nucleotide messenger RNA. The record is from the annotation of a GenBank genome assembly. NCBI's taxonomy places the organism in Eukaryota, Viridiplantae, Streptophyta, Magnoliopsida, Malvales, Dipterocarpaceae.
UUUCCGGAAUUUUCACCUUUCUUUGUGAAACAGAAAAAAUCACUAUAAAUUCAUUCAUCUCUUUCUUUGAUCUUCUCCUUCUCUGUGGUGUUUCUUUUGUGAGAUAAUCAUGGAGCUUCUUAAAGAGCUCUUUCUGACAGCUUUUGUUGCCAUUCUUUUCUCUUUUCUUAUUGCGAAGCUUGUUUCCAGGGUGACGUCUGGUGGUUCUCUGCCGGAAUCAGAGUCGAAUUCAGGGAUUGAUGUUGAUGAGGAGACUAUUAAGAGAGAGUUGCAGUUUGGACAAAGAUUGGAGGUUAAGACAUUUGAAGGCCAGAGAAAGGUCGAGUUCAUCCAGGAAAUUGUUUGCAAAGAUGAGCAAGUCGUUGCAGCGCCGGCUGUUGCUGAGGAAAUUGGGGAAUCAGUUGUGCGGAGUGGAGAAUUUGAAGCAGAAUCGCGUCAAUUAGCUGAAAAAUCAGAGUCGGAGGUGAAGUUCGACGACGUCGUUGACAAGGAGAGCUUUGGAGUAGAAAAAGGAAUCGUAGUCGAUCAAGAAAAUGCUAGCGGAGUGGCUAACGUCAAAUCAGAAUCGCCUAAAUCCGACGAAAUAUCCGAAUCCGCUGCUCUCAGCAGCCAAAUGGAAGCAGAAGCGUGUCAACUACAGGAGAAAUCAGAAUCCGAGGUGAAGUUUGAUGAUGUUAUUGAAAGAAUGGUAAAGAAUGUAGAGGUCGGGGAAAUGAAGCCAGAAAAAUUGGAACCUGAAGUGAAGUUUGAUGAUAUUGUUGAAGACAAGGUGGAGAACAAAGAGGUUGGGGGAUUUGAUGAAGCAUUGGAAAAAAUCAGAAAGAAUCAUGAACAUGAGCUUGAAUCUGAUGAGAUUAGUGCUUUAGAGAGUAAAUUGGAGAGAGUAGGUGAUGAAUUAAAGGAGGUGAAAUUGGAGAGUCACGAUGAUGAUGAUGAUUGGGAAGGGAUAGAAAGGACUGAAUUGGAGAAAGUUUUUGCAGUGGCUGCUAAGUAUGUUGAGGGUAAAGGAGAAUUGGAAGGUAUAGGGAAUGAUGUGCAGAUGGAAAUGUAUGGACUCCACAAGGUUGCAACUGAGGGACCUUGCCGAGAGCCACAGCCAAUGGCUCUGAAGGUGAAUGCUCGUGCCAAGUGGAAUGCGUGGCAAAGGCUGGGGAACAUGAAUCCAGAGGUGGCCAUGGAGCAAUAUGUUGCCCUUCUUUCAGAUAGAGUUCCUGGGUGGAUGAAAGACAAUUCUACUGGGGAGAAUAAACAGGAACCUACCAAAGUGGGACUUCAAGCUGCCAUAGCUCAUGAUAGAAGUUCAUUUCCAGACCUUCAGACCAAUUCUACAGAAGAAAGUAUUUCAGAAUUGGAGUCUACCAUGACAGGAGGUCAGGAGUCUGGGUGCUCAAGCUUUGAUAACCAGGCCAAAGAAUGAUAGCUUUGCUUCACUUCAUCUCCCCAACUACAGGGGCUAUUCUACUAAGUUUUAUUGACAAGAAGCUGGACUAUUCUUUAUCACCAAGUAUAGCAUAUUGGUAAAGCAUGCAAAGCUGUUGUGCUGUUUAUGCUUUCGCAUGUCCUGAUAUUGCAUUGGUGUUGUGUGAUUAGGAAAACUUUAAUCGCUGUGCAUCUAUAUAAGUAUAUAACCAUCCAAAUAUGUAUAUGUUUGGCAUCCAUGUUUCUAACUAUUCAAGAUGGCGUGGUUGUGACUCUUGAGAUAAAAUAUCAAUACAUGCUUUUACUUGAC